Molecule: messenger RNA, 1401 nt
Organism: Diachasmimorpha longicaudata
Lineage: Eukaryota; Metazoa; Arthropoda; Insecta; Hymenoptera; Braconidae
Gene: Rpt4
Product: 26S proteasome regulatory subunit 10B
Exons: 7
Coding region: 65-1246 (393 amino acids)
Biological process (GO): positive regulation of RNA polymerase II transcription preinitiation complex assembly
Cellular component (GO): cytosolic proteasome complex; proteasome regulatory particle, base subcomplex
Molecular function (GO): ATP binding; ATP hydrolysis activity; proteasome-activating activity
Source: RefSeq, a predicted model, not a curated record
UUUUUCACAUCUAGAGAAACAGAAUUUUCACUUCUCAAUCGUUAUACAGCAAAAUCCGGGAGAAAUGGCAGCUCCCAUGGAUUCAGUUAGAGAAAAGGCCCUCCAAGAUUACAGGAAAAAACUCCUGGAGCACAAGGAGGUGGAGGCUCGCUUAAAGGAAAUGCGAGAACACCUCAAGGACCUCACAAAACAGUACGACAAGUCUGAGAAUGAUCUCAAGGCACUGCAGAGUGUUGGACAGAUUGUGGGAGAGGUUUUGAAGCAACUUACUGAAGAAAAAUUUAUUGUGAAAGCAACGAAUGGCCCUCGAUACGUAGUAGGCUGUAGACGUCAGCUGGACAAGAAUAAACUCAAAUCUGGAACCAGGGUAGCCCUCGACAUGACUACCCUAACGAUCAUGCGCUAUUUACCUCGCGAGGUUGAUCCUUUAGUCUACAACAUGUCCCACGAAGACCCAGGAGACGUGACGUACUCAGCAAUUGGUGGUCUCAGUGAACAGAUUCGGGAGCUUCGUGAAGUAAUCGAGCUGCCCUUGCUCAAUCCCGAAUUGUUUGAACGUGUUGGGAUAACUCCACCCAAAGGAUGCCUGUUGUACGGCCCCCCAGGUACUGGAAAGACCCUCCUAGCGCGUGCUGUUGCCAGCCAACUUGAUGCCAACUUUCUCAAAGUUGUAUCCAGUGCUAUUGUGGAUAAGUACAUUGGAGAGUCUGCCAGACUGAUUCGUGAGAUGUUCAAUUAUGCUCGUGAUCAUCAGCCAUGCAUUAUCUUCAUGGAUGAAAUCGACGCUAUUGGUGGACGCAGAUUCUCAGAAGGUACGAGUGCAGAUCGUGAAAUCCAACGAACCCUGAUGGAGCUGUUGAAUCAGAUGGAUGGAUUCGACUCGCUGGGACAAGUCAAGAUGAUCAUGGCUACGAACAGACCAGACACACUAGAUCCAGCCCUUCUACGACCAGGUAGAUUGGAUAGGAAAAUCGAAAUUCCUCUGCCUAAUGAACAGGCGAGACUUGAAAUUCUGAAGAUUCAUGCUGCACCCAUUGCUAAACAUGGAGAGAUUGAUUACGAAGCAGUUGUCAAAUUAUCCGACGGUUUCAACGGCGCCGAUCUCCGUAACGUCUGCACUGAGGCGGGUCUCUUCGCAAUUCGUCUUGAGCGUGAGUAUGUUAUCCAGGAAGACUUCAUGAAAGCAGUGAGAAAAGUAUCCGACAACAAAAAACUCGAGUCUAAACUAGACUACAAGCCAGUUUAAUAUCAUUAAUCAUUUGAAAUAUUUUUUGUCGCUUAUUACCAUUUGAAUAUCUAAUAAGGCAGAUAAAAGAAGACCUCAGACAAUUGCGAUUUGUAUUUAAUUGAAGUUUCGUAAAAAAAAUAUACAAAUAAAUGAAUAUACAGAUAUUUCCUAAA